GUGAGUUGUUUACUUGGUUUACUCGUGGAAAGAACUCUCUCUCGAAAAAAUGUACAAUUUGAUCCGUCUGGCGCGUAGUCCCAGGAUUUAUCAACAAUUUUCAUCACACAGAUUCUUAAGCAAUGCUUCUGUGCCAACAACAAAGCUUUUUAUUAAUGGUAAAUUUUUGGAUUCAAAAGCUGAGGAAUGGAUUCCUGUACAUAAUCCAGCUACAAAUGAAGUUGUAACAAAUGUACCAAAAACUACAGAGGAAGAGAUGAUGGCUGCCGUUGACUCCUCAUCAAAAGCUUUUGAAUCAUGGUCCACUACAUCAAUUCUGGCCCGGCAACAAAUUCUCUUUGCCUAUCAAGGACUAAUUAAGAGUAAUAUGAAAGAAAUUGCUAAGUUGAUCACUUUGGAGCAAGGCAAAACAUUGGCAGAUGCUGAAGGAGAUGUUCAUCGAGGAUUACAGGUGGUUGAACAUUCUUGCUCCAUUACAUCAUUACAACUUGGUGAAACCUUACCUUCAAUCACACAAGAUAUGGAUAUGUAUUCCUAUCGAUUUCUUGGAGUCUGUGCUGGAAUUGCUCCAUUCAAUUUUCCUGCUAUGAUUCCUCUAUGGAUGUUUCCAGUUGCUAUAGUGUGUGGGAACACAUUUCUUAUGAAGCCAUCCGAACGUGUUCCUGGUGCUACAAUGUUACUUACCAAACUCAUUCAUGAUGCUGGUUUACCAGAUGGUGUUUUAAAUGUAAUUCAUGGUGCUCAUGAAGCUGUCAAUUUCAUAUGUGACCAUCCAAGUAUUAGAGCAAUCUCAUUUGUUGGUUCUGACCAAGCUGGGAAAUAUAUCUAUGAGCGUGGUUCGAAGAAUGGAAAGCGUGUUCAAUCUAAUAUGGGUGCAAAGAAUCAUGGUGUUGUCAUGCCAGAUGCGAACAAAGAUCAUGCUUUGAAUCAGCUUGUCGGUGCUGCCUUCGGUGCUGCUGGUCAGCGUUGCAUGGCUUUGUCCACGGCAAUAUUUGUUGGUGAUUCUAAAGAAUGGAUACCAGAGAUUGUUGAACGUGCUAAGAAACUUAAAGUGAAUGCAGGCAAUCAACCAGACGCUGACCUUGGACCACUGAUAUCACCGCAGGCAAAAGAACGCGUCUGUGAACUUGUUCAAUCAAGUGUUGAUGAAGGAGCAACGCUCGACCUAGACGGUCGUGAUGUGAAGGUCGAUGGUUAUGAAAACGGUAACUUUGUUGCCCCUACAGUAAUAUCUGGUGUAAAGUCCGAAAUGAAAUGUUAUAAAGAAGAAAUAUUUGGACCAGUAUUACUGGCAAUGACCGCUGAUUCGCUUGAAGAGGCAGUUGAAAUCAUCAACAACAAUGUUUAUGGAAACGGUACGGCUAUAUUUACGACGUCGGGGGCCGUUGCCAGAAAAUUUCAAAAUGAUGUCAACGUUGGUCAAGUUGGUGUGAACGUUCCAAUACCAGUGGCGUUGCCAAUGUUUUCAUUUACUGGUUCGCGAGGCUCUUUCCUGGGAUCCUCUCAUUUCUACGGAAAGGAGGGUAUUGCUUUUUACACGCAAGCCAAGACCAUUACCAGUUUAUGGAAGGAAGAUAUAAGUUCAGUUCAAAAGACAGCCACUGUCAUGCCAACUAUGAAAUGAAGCGGUAGCUGUAGUAAAGUCCAAUCUGAACAUCAAUGCUAAUGUGAUCGGCUCAAUUUUGAAGAGACUUGGAAGCAAAACACUCGCACUAUAUGUUGGAAAUGAACUGCAUUACGAGUCUAAAAUAUGUGUAGUUAUUUUUAAUACUUCAAAUUCGAAACAUUUAUUCUACUCGUAAUCCACCUUUAUUGCUUUCUAUGAUAAAUGGAUAAAGAGUAAAUACAUAUUUUUACUUAUUGUUUCA
This is a messenger RNA of Xenia sp. Carnegie-2017, 1868 nucleotides long. Its product is annotated as methylmalonate-semialdehyde dehydrogenase [acylating], mitochondrial-like. NCBI's taxonomy places the organism in Eukaryota, Metazoa, Cnidaria, Anthozoa, Malacalcyonacea, Xeniidae. Gene Ontology annotation, cellular component: mitochondrion. Gene Ontology annotation, biological process: thymine catabolic process; L-valine catabolic process. Gene Ontology annotation, molecular function: methylmalonate-semialdehyde dehydrogenase (acylating, NAD+) activity; malonate-semialdehyde dehydrogenase (acetylating, [NAD(P)+]) activity. The record is from RefSeq and is a predicted model, not a curated record.